Camelina sativa (false flax) is the source of this 2158-nucleotide messenger RNA. RefSeq lists its product as uncharacterized. Lineage: Eukaryota; Viridiplantae; Streptophyta; Magnoliopsida; Brassicales; Brassicaceae. The record is from RefSeq and is a predicted model, not a curated record.
CUUCUCUCUCUCUCUCUCUCUCUGUGGUCGACGAAGCUACAAGCUAUGGCGGAACCAAACCAGAUCCCGCGGAAGAGGAUGCGAUUCUCGUCUCCUUCAGCUACAGAGAUCCUCGCUACUAAAAAAUUACUGAACCACCAGCGACUCGCUUCUCUAACUGUGAACCGAUCUCGCGUCCAUCAUCCAUCACCGUCACUCACCGGAAAAAUCGAUCGAACGUAUCCGCGAGUCACCAUCAAGGAUCUGCGUCUCAGACGAGUCUACUCCCCGAGUCUUAUCUCCACCGACGACUGCGAAUUAAACGGCAAAGGGUUAAACCGAAACAAGGAAGAACAAUACCAUAUAUGUCGUUGCAACUGUCCAGAUUCGAACAAUGGAAUCAAAGCUCAUGCUUGUGGAUUAGGAAAUGUAGAAGCAGAGGAGUUGAUUCAAACGACGUCGGCUGGUUCUGAAUUGGUAAAUGAAGAGAUUAAUGUAGCAGCAUCAGUGAAGAGAAGCGUUACUACUAAUCUCGGGAGCAACAUAUCGGUUCUUCAUCCAUGUUCUAUAGCUAAGAUAUUCAAGAACCCUAAUUCUUUAAGCUAUAAGAGAUUGCUUCCAUACUUGAUGCAAGCUGUAGAUGAUGGAACAUCAUCAAGCCGGUGCUCAAAACCUUUAAGCCAGAAUCCUCCAGAUAUUAGUUUGUCCUGUAACAGAGAAGCUGGAGAAACUGGUGAAGAUGUAGAGGAGCAAGUUAGUGAAUUGAUGACACCCAACUGUCAACUUCCUGAAACCGCCAAACCUGUUUCGCAGUCUGUUGACACGGUCUUUGAUAAAGAUUCAGCUGGAAGCUUAACUAGAAACACUAGUCCUUUGAAGAGGGUUAUUGCAUCCAGCCCCAACAAGAAAGCUGCAUGCUCUAGGCGCAAGUUAUUCAAAACACCAGGUUCCGUUAAUUACAGAAGAAUGCUUCCAUAUCUCAGAGAUGUUCAAGAAAAUAAUCCUUGUGUGCCUGAAACAGUUGAUCAUCCAGAUCAGCAAAAGAACACAGAGGAGAAUACUCCAUCAUCGACAUUAGUCUCUGAGAAUGAAGGGGUACAGGAAAUGGUGACAUCUAAUGCUGCUGGAGAAUCAGAUACAAGCUCUAACGAAAACGAAGAGUCAAUUCCUUGUGAACAUUUAUCUGUAUCUCCAGAACAGUCUGAUACUGACAAGGAACAAGAAACCCAAGUUAAGCAUGUCAUCCCAGAUACUGAAAAGAACUCAGAAACUCCUUUAGGCCCUGAGAUACCAGUAUCAUCUCCUCUUGUUGGCUUAAGAAGUUCAAGUGAGGUUGCUUCAUCUGCAAUGCCCAAAACAUCCGUCAACAAUUUGGUGGGCGGAGAAAAUAUGAAUGGUGCAGGGGAAACAGAAGCAAAAAUCAGUGCAGAGCAACUAACAGCUGAGCUGCUUGACUCUUCUGCUGUAUUGGCAACUCCUCCCUCCAUUUCUCCUUCAAAAGGGAUUCUGAGAAGAAGUAUGAGAGGAUGUAGAGGUUCAUGCUCUUGUUUGAACUGCUCCUCUUUCCGUCUAAACGCUGAAAGAGCAUUUGAGUUCUCAAGAAAUCAGUUACAAGAUACUGAAGUAAUGGUGUUGGAUCUAGUUGGAGAAAUAUCUCGUCUCAGGGACAUGUUGGAGAAAUCAGCAGAUCAAAAUGAGUCCUACAAAAGUCAGGCUGGUGAAGCUUCAAAGAGAGCUGGUGAGGCUGCAGAGCUAGCAAAAAGCCGUCUCCACCAGAUGAACGAUGACCUUCAAGUUCACUGCAGAAUACCCAACGAACAACGAGCAAGAGUGAAUUUUGCUCAUUACAUCCACGAGAAGACGAUCGUUAAAGCAUCCGAACCUAACAACUUGAUCACUAGAUCACCCUGAAGCAACUAGUGUGGAUACUUUUUAAAUGUCAUUAUCUGUCUCCAGAAUAUCCAAUUUCAUGUUUUUAAUUUUGAAAAGUGAGAAAGGUACUACUACUAGCUGUCUUUUUCUAACCAGGAUAGAAGCAUCAUAGAUCAAAUUUGCGGUUCUACAUAUAGUCCAUGUGAUCUUAUUUAUUAUAAGGUUUCUUUUUUCAUUUUUAAAAGUAUAACCUCUUGUUCUAUGUACAUACUAAAAGACUAUAAAAGUAUACCUCCUGUGAUCUCUU